Messenger RNA from Phycodurus eques (leafy seadragon), 3334 nucleotides. RefSeq names its product lysine (K)-specific demethylase 2Ba (gene kdm2ba). The record is from RefSeq and is a predicted model, not a curated record. Gene Ontology annotation, biological process: regulation of transcription by RNA polymerase II; protein demethylation. The transcript is spliced from 10 exons. The coding region runs from base 51 to 2294 and encodes 747 amino acids. Gene Ontology annotation, molecular function: DNA binding; histone demethylase activity; protein binding. NCBI's taxonomy places the organism in Eukaryota, Metazoa, Chordata, Actinopteri, Syngnathiformes, Syngnathidae.
UCAGCCAUGUUAGAUUUUCGCUGCUUUUCACCAACGAUGAGCGCGGAGCCAUGGCCUUGUCAUUGAGUGGAGACGAUGAGGAAUAUGAUUCAGAGUCAGAACAGCAGCGUGCAGCCAAUCGUCCGAAGCCCAAGAUGGCGACAGCGUCGGCUGUUAAACUGCCAUCGAGUCGUAGCUCGUCAGGAGCCAGACGGAGGAGAACGCGUUGCCGAAAGUGCGAAGCGUGCAUGCGGACAGAGUGCGGGGAGUGUCACUUCUGCAAGGACAUGAAGAAGUUCGGCGGUCCGGGCCGCAUGAAACAGUCCUGCAUUAUGAGACAGUGCAUAGCACCUGUUCUGCCUCACACAGCGGUAUGCGUGGUGUGUAAGGAGGCUGGGAAGGAGGAUACACUGGAGGAAGAGGAGGACAAGUUCAACUUCAUGUUAAUGGAAUGUUCUAUCUGCAACGAAAUUGUCCAUCCCAACUGCCUCAAGGUGAGCGAUGCUUCUGGUGUGGUGAAUGACGAGCUCCCCAACUGCUGGGAAUGCCCGAAGUGCAACCAUGCCGGAAAGAGCGGGAAACAAAAAAGGGGUCCAGGGUUCAAGUACGCCUCCAACCUCCCCGGCUCUCUGCUGAGGGAGCAGAAGCCUGUGAAGGAGGAGGGGGACAUGUCUUCUUCAGUCAAGAGAAGACCCGACAGAGAGGAGACACCCAGGCAUCGACCCGACGAGCCUCUCCACCGGCAGCCGCCCCUGCUGUCCCCCGGCGGCGUUCCCCGACCCCGCCUCGAGGAUAAGCUGAGGAAGAAGAGGAAGCUCUUUGAUGAAGAGGAGGAAGACGAUUUCAGAGGAAGAAAGAAGACGGAAGGGAGCUUUCACUUCCGGAGUUUCGUGGAGAGAAAUGGGCGUUUGGGUGCUGCUGAGGACUUGGCAGAUGAUAGAGACUAUAGGAGCGAUCUUUUAAAUUCGUCCCUCAAAAUGCCCGUCGUGGAUAGCGACCACUCCCACUGCAGCUCUCCGCAAGCCGGCCCGAGCAGCGAAGGCGGAAGCGAGACCCAGGAGAAAGGCCCUCGACCCAAAGCUCGCCGCAAACGCCGUUUACCCAACCGGGAGCUGAGCAGAGAGCUGAGUAAAGCGCUGAACCAGGAAAUACAGAAGACCGAAGACUGCCUGGCCAACGAGAACCGCCAGCCUCUGAAGGUGGAGCCCGAGUCUGAAAACGAGGAACCCAACAGGUUGUUCCGGAACAGCAAUGACAUGGGCGAGCAGAGGCCCCACCUGAAGACCAAGGAGAUGAACGGCACCCCCUGGGAGCUGCGCCACUUCUACCCGAGUCAGAUCACUCCGCUGGGCUUCAACAGGAGCACGCCGACCACCCGGCCGGUGCCUCCGCGCUCGCCGCCCAAGUGUGUCCAAAUGGAGCGGCACGUCAUUCGGCCCCCCCCGAUAAGCCCGCCCCCCGACAGGCUGCCUCUCAAAGACGGGAAAAUGCAUGUCCUCCAGCGUGAGGUCUGGAUGAAGAUCUUCAACCACCUCACACAUCAGGAGCUCUGCUGCUGCAUGAGAGUGUCCAAGACCUGGAACAGAUGGUGCUGCGAUAAAAGACUUUGGACCAAGAUCGAUCUGAACCGCUGCACUUCCAUCACGCCACUCAUGCUGAGCGGGAUCAUUCGGCGACAGCCGCUCUCCCUGGACCUCAGCUGGACCAACAUUUCCAAGAAACAACUAAGCUGGCUGAUUAACAGAUUGCCAGGUCUGCGAGUGUUAAAGUUAUCUGGGUGUUCGUGGGCGGCCGUAUCUGCACUCUGCACGUCCAGCUGCCCGCUGCUACGAACGCUGGACGUCCAGUGGGUGGAGGGACUCAAGGACGCGCAGAUGAGGGAUCUCCUGUCACCUCCCACAGACAACAGGCCAGGUCAGCUGGAUAACCGCUGCAAAUUGCGGAAUGUGGAGGAUCUGCGUCUGGCGGGUCUGGACGUCACCGACACGUCCCUACGCCUCAUCAUUCGCCAGAUGCCUCUGCUGUCCCGGCUGGACCUGAGCUACUGCAACCACGUCAACGACCAGUCAGUCAACCUGUUGACGGCGGCGGGGACCACCACUCGAGACUCGCUCACAGAAAUCAACCUGUCAGUUUGUAACCGGGUCACAGAUCACUCCCUGAACUUUUUCAAGCGUUGCGGGAGCAUCUGCCAGAUUGACCUUCGCUUCUGCAAGCAGGUGACCAAGGCGGGCUGUGAGAGGUUCAUCGCCGAAAUGUCUGUGAGCGUCCCGUUUAGACUGAAGGAGGACAAACUGCUGCAGAAGACGAGCUAGUUCACAAUGAUCAAAUGGAUCGAAAGACAAUUUGCACUUAUUGGAACGUUUUUUCUUUUCAUACCGGGCCUGCAGUAGCUCUCGGAGUUGAUGUCACAAUUAAAGGAAUCAACGGACUGAGGAGAUGGACCAGCGUGAGAAAGAACGAGCAUGUGUUUGUGUUGAGAUUGUAUUUCUAUAUAAAAAAAAAUGUGCUUGUACCGAACUCUUCCGUUGUUUUGAUUUCGUUCCUCAGAUAUUUGAAAGCAGUAUUUUUCUAUAAACGUGAGUUUACAGUACGUCCACUUGCUCGGGAGCUAAUUAUCUUCUGGAGGCAAUUCAGUGUAUCAGCCGAGCGUUGUGCCAUUCUCCAGGUUCUCUUCCUUACGAGGGCCCAAAAUUCUGUUGGACUUGGGGACAAUUAAAAAUCACAUAACAUGCACUGUACAUACCUACAUACAAACAAUCCAUGAAGUUAUGAAGAAAGUUCCUGGGCACCCGGGAUGUAUUUCAGUAACAACUCCUAAAGCCUCAUUUUAUCUUUAGUUACUUUUUUUUGUUUUUAACAGUUUAUGCUGUGGUUUAUGGGAUUCCUGGACAUUUAAGCAUUUAUUUAUUUUGUACUACAGUUUGUAUUUAUUCGCGGGCUUAGCAACGAGUCUUUGGCAUAGCUAUCAGACAGCUGGGUCAAAUAACAUUUGCAAAUAUUUUAUACAAAGUUGUUUAAUGAAUAGUGGGUCUGGUUUAACAGUCAAGCCAGUAGCACGAAGCUGACGAACACGUUUAGCACUGAUUUCACUAAUGCAAUGAAAGCUACAUAUCUGGUUCUGCACACCGGUUCAAAUGAUCAACUAUCUACAUUACUGUGUAUAUACUUCACUUUUGAAUAACUCCAUGCAGUCGGUGUUGUGUGUACAGUAUUUUGGGAUGUAUUGUGCUGUGAUUAACCUGCUAUCGCCUCAGGUGAAUGUGAUAAUGUUUAUAUUUAUAAAUUUAAAAUCGCAGUGCUAAUAUGCAAUAAAAUACUUCCAUUUGUACCAUAACGUUGUCUAUUCUCUGCC